Messenger RNA from Cucumis melo (muskmelon), 2105 nucleotides. RefSeq names its product ammonium transporter 1 member 2. The record is from RefSeq and is a predicted model, not a curated record. Gene Ontology annotation, molecular function: ammonium channel activity. The transcript has 2 exons. Bases 423 to 1871 code for a protein of 482 amino acids. Gene Ontology annotation, cellular component: membrane. Gene Ontology annotation, biological process: ammonium homeostasis; ammonium transmembrane transport. Lineage: Eukaryota; Viridiplantae; Streptophyta; Magnoliopsida; Cucurbitales; Cucurbitaceae.
UGUAGAUUUGUUUAUUUGGCUGUUACCCCUUAGCCUAUUAUUGAGGAUCUCGUUGAAACUCUGUUCCCACAUUUGGCAUUUCUCUCUUCCAUCUUUGGAAUCCACAAGAAUCUCUCUCUACUUUGACUCAUUCAUUACCAGACCCCAUAGAUUCACAAAUGAUUCCAUGAAUCCCCUACAACUCCACUGUUUCAUGUUAACCGUCGGACACCCUUUGAAGCACACCUACCUUAACAAUCAAACGGUACAAAAACAAUGAUGGGAUUAACCUUUUUGUUUUGUUUGCUACGUGGUAAUGUUUAAUUGGGUUGCACAAAAACAGCAAGCAUUGUAGUUUUUUUCAAUUUCUUACAAACCACUUAUAAACCCCCCCUCUUAUUUUCACCCUACAAUUUGUCAUCUCCUCCUCCCCUCCUCCAGCCAUGGCAGAAAUGGCCUGCUCCACUGCCGACCUCCACCACCUCCUCGGCGGCUCAGCCAAUGCCACUGCCGUCGCCGAGUACAUUUGCAGCCGAUUUGAGUCUGUCUCGACGAAAUUCGUGGACACGACCUACGCAGUUGACAACACAUACCUUUUGUUUUCAGCAUACCUUGUAUUUGCAAUGCAGCUUGGAUUCGCAAUGCUUUGUGCUGGAUCAGUUAGGGCAAAAAACACAAUGAAUAUAAUGUUAACAAAUGUUCUUGAUGCAGCAACUGGUGGAAUAUUUUAUUAUGUGUUUGGAUUUGCUUUGGCAUUUGGAACACCUUCAAACUCCUUCAUUGGGCAUCAUUAUUUUGGGCUUUCACAAUUCCCAUCUUCUUCGUUUGAUUAUGGGUUCUUUUUGUUUCAAUGGGCAUUUGCAAUUGCUGCUGCUGGAAUUACGAGUGGAUCCAUCGCUGAAAGAACUCAAUUUGUUGCUUAUUUGAUCUAUUCUUCUGUUUUGACUGGUUUGGUAUAUCCAAUUGUUUCUCAUUGGUUUUGGUCAUCCGAUGGUUGGGGAAGUGCCGCUCGGUCCGACAAUCUCCUUUUCGGCUCCGGAGUAAUCGACUUCGCCGGCUCCGGCGUCGUUCACAUGGUCGGCGGAAUCGCCGGUUUAUGGGGCGCCCUCAUAGAAGGACCUCGAAUCGGCCGGUUCGAUCACGCCGGCCGGUCCGUCGCCCUGCGUGGCCACAGCGGCACACUGGUGGUUCUCGGCACUUUCCUACUCUGGUUCGGCUGGUACGGCUUCAACCCCGGUUCAUUCCUCAACAUCCUCAAAGCCUACGGCCACCCCGCCGCCCCUUAUUACGGCCAAUGGAGCGCCAUCGGCCGCACCGCCGUCACCACAACCCUGGCCGGUUGCACAGCCGCACUAACCACUCUCUUCGGCAAACGGCUCCUCGUCGGGCAUUGGAAUGUGACCGAUGUUUGCAACGGUCUAUUAGGUGGAUUUGCCGCCAUAACCUCCGGGUGCGCGGUGGUGGAUCCAUGGGCAGCGAUUGUUUGUGGGUUUUUCGCAGCUUGGGUAUUGAUUGGUUUCAACAAAUUAGCGGAGAAAUUGAAGUACGACGAUCCAUUAGAGGCGGCGCAAUUACACGGGGGAUGUGGGGCCUGGGGGAUUUUGUUCACAGGGUUAUUUGCAAAACAAGCUUACGUGAAUGAGAUAUAUCCAGGGUUGCCGGAAAGGCCGUACGGGAUGCUGAUGGGUGGCGGAGGGUGGUUGUUGGCCGCUCAUUUGGUGCAAAUUUUGUCGAUUGUUGGUUGGGUUAGUGUGACAAUGGGGGUUGUUUUUUGGUUGUUGCAUAAGUUUGAGUUGUUGAGGAUCACGGCGGAGGAGGAGAUGGCCGGAAUGGAUUUGACGAGUCACGGUGGUUUGGCUUAUGUGUAUAAUGAUGAAGAGGAGAAGCUUUGAAGGGAAGAAAUAAAUUUCUUUUUUUCUCUGUGGCUUUAAAUUGAAUCGUUGGUGAUGUACAUUUUUAGUUUUGGUUUUUUUUUGUUUACUUAAUAUAUCUUAAGGAUUGUUUUGUUGUAUAUAGGUUUAACUUUUGUUUGUGUUUUUCUUUUUCUUUCUUUGUUCUAUGGGUCUGUAAGUAAUGACAGUUUUAGAUUUUGGUUUCAUAUAAAAUAAUACUUGCCUUUUUCUUUC